AUGUACUACAACAACCCUUUCGGUGCUUGGGCUGAAUCCUCCUCCGCUUCUGGAGCAUCCGUCUUUGGAGCACUCCCCUACCCCACCGAUCCGGCCAAUCUCCAAACCUUUUACUUCACGAAUCUCAACCCGACAAUUUUUAACUCUACCGUUGUCGGACCGAGGGCCCAGCCAUGUUAUCAAGUUGCAACGGAUGCUCAAAAUCCGGGAUAUACGGUUAUCAAGAACGCGGAGGGCAGGAGCAUUUCGCUUAUUGAAUGGCAGCAGCACCCUUAUGUCGAAGUUCGAGGGAUUGUUUCGAAGAGGGCCAUUGGGAGCUGGCUGCGGCUGAGCGCGAGUCAAGAGUAA
Messenger RNA from Coprinopsis cinerea okayama7#130, 348 nucleotides. RefSeq lists its product as hypothetical. Lineage: Eukaryota; Fungi; Basidiomycota; Agaricomycetes; Agaricales; Psathyrellaceae. The record is from RefSeq and is a predicted model, not a curated record. The coding region runs from base 1 to 348 and encodes 115 amino acids. The transcript has a single exon.